ACACGCUUCCACACUCUUCACCGUCCCCCCACAGCGCUCUAGUCUCUCUCUCUCUCUCUCUCUCUCUCUCUCCUACCUAUCGUAUUUACACUCGCGCUUGUUUACUCUCCCCGGCGGAUCAUCUACCGAUCUCUCGCCGGAAAAUCCUCGAGAUCUCCAGAUAGCUUUCGUUCUUACUCGAUUUUGAUCCCAUUUUUGUUUUUGUGAAGUCGAAGAUCUUGUCCUUUUCGUUGCUCGGUGCGCCUGAGUCGGCAAUUGGCGAAUACCUGAAGCUGUUAGAUAAUGCGAGUGGAAAUCAGUGUUCUCGUUGCGUAUAAUUGGUGAAGGAAUCUUUAGAUUUCGAGAGAUUCGGGGAGAGGGAACGGCGUGGGCGGGGGAAAUGGUACUAUUUUUGUUCCUGAUCCUGAACUGACGCAAUUGAAUGAGAACGAAUCUUUUUGCUUCUCUUUGUAUGGGGGGACGAGGGGCGAGAUGUGCAGGAUAGAGACGAGCAGUGAGAUCAAGAGCUGUGAAUACAAGGAGGAGGAGGAGGGAGGACAAGGAGAAGAGAGAGAGGAGGGUGGUGAUGGGUCUGAAGGCAAUGGGUGGUGGUGCUGGAGAGAGUAGGGUUGAGAAGUUGAAGAGUUCAAUGUCGAGGUCUAAGAUGAAGCUAUGGAUGAUACGGGCUACGACGUCGGUUUUGCUCUGGACUUGCGUCGUGCAGUUGACGGCGUUGGGGGAUAUGUGGGGACCUAGGGUUUUGAAGGGCUGGCCCUCUUGUUUCUCCCAGGAGUCCUCCGUUAACAACGCAAUCAGCGUGCCCUCUGUUCCGCCGCUUGUUCUUCCACCAAAAAGGGUUUAUAAGAACAACGGUUACCUGAUGGUCUCAUGCAAUGGAGGACUCAAUCAAAUGAGAGCGGCGAUAUGUGACAUGGUUGCUAUUGCAAGAUAUUUAAAUGUCACACUUAUAGUGCCUGAGCUCGAUAAAACGUCCUUUUGGGCUGAUCCCAGUGAAUUCCGUGACAUAUUCAAUGUUGAUCAUUUCAUUACUUCCUUGAGAGAUGAGGUCAGAAUAUUGAAAGAAUUGCCUCCUAGGCUCAAGAGGCGAGUGGAGCUUGGGAGGGUUUAUUCCAUGCCUCCAAUCAGCUGGUCUGACAUUUCCUACUAUCGGGAUCAGAUUCUUCCUCUGAUCCAGAAGUACAAAGUUGUACAUCUAAAUAGAACUGAUGCUCGACUCGCCAAUAAUGGCCAACCUUUGGAAAUUCAGAAGCUGCGCUGCAGAGUAAAUUUUAGUGCUCUGAGAUUCACUUCUCAGAUAGAGGAAUUGGGUAGAAGGGUUAUCAAGCUUUUAAGGCAAAAUGGUCAUUUCCUAGUACUUCAUCUUAGAUAUGAAAUGGACAUGUUGGCAUUUUCUGGCUGUACUCAAGGUUGCAACAACGAGGAGGUGGAGGAGUUGACAAGAAUGAGGUAUGCUUAUCCCUGGUGGAAAGAGAAAAUAAUUAACUCUGAAUUGAAAAGGAAAGAUGGUUUAUGCCCCUUGACACCUGAGGAAACUGCUCUGACUCUGAGGUCGCUGGAAAUUGAUCCUAGUUUCCAGAUUUAUAUUGCAGCUGGUGAAAUAUAUGGUGGAGAAAGAAGAAUGGCAAGUCUUGCAAAGGCUUACCCAAAGUUGGUCAGAAAAGAGACACUGUUGGAAUCGACUGACCUUAGGUUUUUCCAAAAUCACUCAUCCCAGAUGGCUGCAUUGGAUUAUCUAGUUUCACGGGAGAGUGAUAUUUUUGUUCCUACAUAUGAUGGAAACAUGGCCAAAGUUGUUGAAGGCCACCGCAGAUUUCUUGGGUUCAAGAAGACAAUUUUGUUGGACAGAAAACAGCUGGUAAACUUGAUAGACCAGUACAAUAUUGGAUCACUUACUUGGGAUGAGUUCUCAUCAGCAGUGAAGAAAACUCAUGCGGAUCGCAUGGGUAGGCCAAGUAAAAGGGUGGUGAUCCCAGACAGACCCAAAGAAGAGGAUUAUUUCUAUGCCAACCCAGAAGAGUGUUUGCUACCAUCGGACGAAUCAUUGAGUAGUACGUGACCAUUAUGUUGGGAGAUUGAUACAUUUAUCAGUGUUCUCCUACAGUGCUAGCUGUUUGGCCAUAGAUAGGUCUCUUCACAGGGUUAAAAUGAUUAGAGAAGGAACUUGUUAUGAAGAGAACAUUAUAGGGAUGUGUUAAACUUUCAAGAAAGCCUGAGUGAUCUAUGGAAGCAACAGGAUGGCAUCAUCAUGUUUUUCUACUUGCCAAUAACCCAUCCAAUUCAUGUAUAGAAGCUACCCUGCAAUUACAGGGUGAGAGCAGAUUGAUCUGCAUUGUACACCGGGGUGACGCAAAUACAGAUUUAGUUUAUGCAAACUUUGAAGGUUAAUUCCUUUCCCUUCCA
Molecule: messenger RNA, 2400 nt
Organism: Juglans regia (Persian walnut)
Lineage: Eukaryota; Viridiplantae; Streptophyta; Magnoliopsida; Fagales; Juglandaceae
Product: rhamnogalacturonan I rhamnosyltransferase 1-like
Exons: 9
Coding region: 566-2056 (496 amino acids)
Cellular component (GO): cytoplasm
Source: RefSeq, a predicted model, not a curated record